UUACGUAAAAUUUGGACCGUGAACAGUAAUACUUACGAGUGACACUUGUGUAGGCAAUGUUUCUUAUGUCUUUCAGAGCCGCCAAGAAUGUUUAGGGUGUAUGUCGGUAAUUUGAACCCGGAGGUCGAUGAAGGAACGCUGCGUGGCCUGUUCGAAGAACGAGGAGUACAGACAGGCAACAUAUUGGUGAAGAGAAAAUACGCGUUUGUCGACUGUCCAGACAAGGAUAACGUCGAUAGGGCCAUUGAAAGUUUAAACGGAUACAAUUUAAUGGGCUCCAACAUGCAGGUGGAACCAUCAAUGUCGCGUAGAAGAAGGUCCAACAAGCUUCAAGUCAAAAACCUGCCACACCUAUCCAGAGAUGAGUUGGAGAGUUUUCUUGGAAGUUUUGCCAAUUUAGAGAAGGUUGAACAAGCUGGAGCUGAAGGUCUUGUCUAUGUACAAUACAGCAAUGCAGAUGAAGCACAAAUAGCAUAUAAUCACAUCAACGGUUAUGAUUGGAGUGGUACAGUAUUAAAAGCCGACUUUGCCAGUAACAGAACCCGUAAAACAUUACGAGAACCAAAUAUGUCUAACUCAGGUGGUGGUGGAGGAGGCAGUGGUGGUGGCAACGGUGGCGGCCCUAACCGUCAAGUAGAGAUGCCACUACGUAUACUUGUAGGCAGUGAAUUUAUCGGUGCCAUUAUUGGUAAACAGGGACAAACAAUUCACAACAUUACCUCACAAACCAAAGCAAGAGUGGAUAUUCACCGCAGGGAUGGUCAAGCAGUAUCAACUGAAACUCCAAUCACAAUAAAGGGCAGUCCAGAGAGCUGCUCAGAAGCCUGUAAAGAAAUGAUGACAAUAGUUCAAACAGAAGCCCAGAAAUACAACAAAGGUGAUUACCCAUUCAAAAUUCUAUGUCCAAAUCAUUUAUGUGGGCGCAUCAUUGGAAAACAAGGCAAUGUCAUUAAAAACUUCAUGGACAAGACAAACACACAUAUAGUUGUAUCCAGUGCCGGAGGUGGCCAGGGUGUGGCUGAUGCAAAUAACAUGUAUGUGGAUCGGGUUGUGACCGUAACUGGAUCAGUCGAAAAUGCAAGUCAAGCAGAGAGCCUGUUGUCAGAGAAAAUGAGAAGGUGUUUCGAUCAAGAUCAGCAUGGAUAUAUGGGACAGAUCAGCAUGUUUGGUGGGAUGCCCCCCAUGGCUCCAGGAAUGAUGCCAGGUUUCAGUAAUUACCAAGGAGUAAGGCCACCUUUUGGACACUACCCACCGCCCAUGCAACAAGAAGGUUACUACCCUGGAGGGAUGGGAUAUGGAGGCAAUGCACCUAUGCCACCACCAGAACUAGAGGUGACCUACCUAUAUGUUCCUGAGAAUACUGUUGGAUCUAUCAUUGGAAGCAAGGGUGCCAAUAUAAAGGAUAUCAGUAAAUCAACAGGAGCAAGAGUGAAGAUUAUCCAGCCAAAUGCAAAGGAGUCCAAUGGUGAGAGGAAUGGGCAAAAUAUCCAAGAGAGGCGUUGUAUUAUCACAGGUUCUCCAGAGGCCCAGUUUCAGGCACAUUUCCAGAUUUUCGACCGCAUCAAGAAGGAAGGAGGUUUCUCUAGAAUGGAGGAUGUUCACCUGAGAUCAGAAGUCAUGGUACCAAAAGGCAUGAUAGGACGAAUCAUAGGAAAAGGAGGCCAAAAUGUCCGUGAAAUACAGAGAGUAAGUGGUGCUAUUGUUAACCUGCCAGAACUUAACAAUCAAAAUCCCUCAGAAGAUGGAGAGGUACCCGUCUCCAUCAUUGGUCAUUUCCAAGCCAUGCAGGCAGCCCAGAGACGUGUACGGCAGCUAGUAUCCAACUCAUCAAUUCCACCUAAACGCAGGCCUAGUCAGCGUGAGCAGAAUGGCAAACAACAGAUGUAGAGCUGCUCACAAGUGAACUUUGACCCCAAGGGCCAUUUAGGGUCAGGACAUGAGAUGCGUAACACCAGAACAAGUUGGCUGCGAAAUGAUAAAAUUCUUUCCUUCCUUUUAUCUUGAUCUUAAAACAAUGUCCUUUAAGCUGCUCUCAUUCUCUCCCAGUGUUUCGUGUCAGUUAACUGACAUGGUUAACCAAAACGUCCUUUGUUAUGUCAAAGGCAUCAAAAUAAUUCACUGCAUUCUAUUAGAUCUUUUCUUGCUCAGAAUUGAGUAGGUAUUUCGUGUGACCAACUUGGAGGUUUGCGGUAGGAUGAGAGAGAUAUAUUUAUUAUACCUAGUGUAUUUAAGUUGGAACAAAUUUUAGACCAUUGUUGAUGUUUUCAAAUAUGCUAUGGUCUUUUUUUGUAAUAAAAUUUAUUUUUGAUACUUGUUGAGGAUUUUUUGUUAGAAUUUUUAUGACCUGUUUAAUAUGGGCAUUUUUAUUUGUCCGAUUAAUAUUAUUAAAGAGGAAAAUAGUAAAAAAAAAAUAACAAAAACUGAACCACUUCCAGCAAUUAAGCAAAUUCUAAAUCAGGUCACAAAAAAAGUUUUGCCCGCAUAUUGAUUGUUCAUUAUGUAUUUUAAGUGUCUGCUUGACUUCUUCGCUCACAAAUAUUUUAUCGGAGAGUGUGAUGUGAAGUUAAUGUGAAUGGUAACUUAGCGUUGCUUCUCUCCGCCUGUUGUUAUAUUGUUCUCAGUGCUAUAAAUACUCGUUGGGAGCGAGGCAGCCAGGCACACACUCUUGGAAAGUGGACAAAAUGGAAAUGGGCAUACAAUUAACUGUAAUGAACUUACAUGCUGCAAAUAUAGGUCCUCCUCAACUUGUAAUUUAACAUGUAACAAAUUUCUUUCUCUGAUAGCAGAUUUUUGUCUUAUGAUUUAAAGGGCAGGGAUUACAAAAUGGAUGUUUGUGAUAACUUUUGAAGUCCCCCGCUAUUAUAUAAAUCAAAGAGCAGGGACAAGUAAUGAAAAUCGUUUCCCCUUCUGCAAGGUAUUUCCUCCAAGUAAUUUCAACUUAAUUCAAAAGAUGGCAGUACCAUUUUGAUGCCUUUUCUUGAAAGGUUCAAAUAGACGACAUGCAAGUACACUGCAUCGUUAAAGGAUACUUGUCAUCACCUGGUCCUAAUAUCACGGGAGAUAAUGUGGACACUUUACAAUUACAUCAAAAUGUGGAAAGAUUUAAUAGCAAAAAUUCAUUGUUAUUUUUUUUUUUUUUUUCGUUACUACCAACAUGUAUGUGUUGUCAAUACUGUCAUUGACAUCUUGUGUAAAAACUAUGAUCUAUAUAUAUAGUUAUACAUUGAAGCAUUUUGUAUCUAGCAGGUUUUUUUUCCUUUUAGUUAUUGAAUAAAUUUUUUUGCAACUGAUAUGUGCCGAAGAAAGUAAUGAAUAUUGAAUGAUGUUAAAUGUUGAACAAUUGGUGAUUCAAAUUUGGGUAAGAAAAAAAGAAAAUUACUAAAAAAAAAAAAAAAUAAUAAUCAGCAUACAUUUAACUUUUUGUUUUCACAGUUUUGUGUUUGAAAUCUUCAAGAGUCAAGUCAAUGUUGAAGUUCACUGUUUUUGACCAUUUAUGGUAGUUGGGUUAUAAAAUAUUGUGCUAGUUUUCAUUCAGAGUGUUGUCGAUAAUACCUGUUUCAUUUUAGUAUGGAUAUUACACAAUUGCAAAGAGCCAAGUCUUGGACGCUGUGUACUCGUAUAAAUAUUAUCUUGUACUUUUUUUUAGACUUUUUCCUAAAACAAUUUGCCCCCAUACACCCUUUUAUUAUACACUGUAUAGCAAGAUGCAUUUUAUGUUGUACUUUUUUUUCCUUUGACAAAUCCUGAAUAUGAUCAGCUGAUGAUGAGUAGCGAUAAAAUACCAAAUGAACUUCACCACAAAAUGCCCGUUAAUUUUCGCACCAUUGUGACUGCUCUGGUGUGGCCAGUACUGUUUAACCUAUAUAUAACCAAUUUGCUGAGUCAGUCACGAAAUGUGAGGUACGAAAGUUCCGGGCAUUCACAGAGCAGCAUUCAGACUUGGUGUUUCUACAAUAUAGACGGCCAGACCGGGCAUACAGUUCAUGUCAACUACCUCAUUACCCACGAGGAUUGAUUUGUGUAAGGCAUUAGCAUUUUACCACUGUAGAUUGUAUGUGUUUGUGAUGUUCAAGACUUGGCUCGCCUCGCCAGCUUUUGACAGGGCAUUUCUUUGUUGAUGACGUAAUAUGCAAUGUAGACAUUUGUCAAUCAUAUAACCUUUUAUGACUGUAGUUUCUGCUUAGUAUGAAAUAUGGAAAAUACCAAUAGAUUUUUUUUCCAUCACUAUACACAAAUAUUGUCAAAUGUAUAGUUUAACUUUUUUUGAGAACUUUUUUGAGUUGAUCUGUUUCAUUAUACAGACUGGUACAUAGAAAGCAGUAUUGCAUGUGAUGUAUCCAUCUUCAGUUCUCGUUUUCUUUUCUCCUGUGCCGAGACAUUUUGUGUACAUGAUGAUGAUGAUGAUGAUGAUGAGUUAAUCUUCGUAUCUUAUACCAACAUGAUGACGACAGGGAUGACUGUUGACCUCAACAACAGAAUUAACUUCACUAUCUGCUAAUUGAUACUGAUACAAUGUAGGCCCGGUAUACACCGUGUACCGGUGUGUGGGAAGUAUGACCAGCACGCUGUAGCAGACUGACUGACAGGGACAGAAUACCUAGUAGGAUCAACACUGCUGUAUCUGUUCUUGUCAAUUUGCAAUAUAACUUCUGUUUGUCUCCCUUUUCUACCAGGAAGAUUAAAAGUAUUCUAGUUUA
Molecule: messenger RNA, 4697 nt
Organism: Ylistrum balloti
Lineage: Eukaryota; Metazoa; Mollusca; Bivalvia; Pectinida; Pectinidae
Product: insulin-like growth factor 2 mRNA-binding protein 2
Exons: 17
Coding region: 88-1887 (599 amino acids)
Biological process (GO): nervous system development; regulation of gene expression
Cellular component (GO): cytosol; nucleus; cytoplasm
Molecular function (GO): mRNA 3'-UTR binding
Source: RefSeq, a predicted model, not a curated record